Nematocida homosporus is the source of this 699-nucleotide messenger RNA. RefSeq lists its product as uncharacterized. The transcript has a single exon. Gene Ontology annotation, molecular function: nucleic acid binding. The record is from RefSeq and is a predicted model, not a curated record. The coding region runs from base 1 to 699 and encodes 232 amino acids. Lineage: Eukaryota; Fungi; Microsporidia.
AUGGCCUCUGACAUAACUCGUACUCUUCUACUAACCAACUUUAGCAAAUCUAAGUCCCAUCAAGAUCUUUUGUCUAUCUGUCAAAAGGCCGGCGAAGUUAAAGAACAUUUCACUAUGCAUAAUAAGUAUUCGGUUCUUUUUGUGGUCUUCUAUGACUUACAAGCAGCUGUUCGGGCUAAAGAGGAGUUAAGUAGCUUAGAUAGUUCGAUCGUGAUUAAGUUUUCGAUUGCCAGAUGUGAAAUUCCCAAAGGUAGUGAUGCCUGUACUGAAGAGAAGAACCAAGGUUCAGUCUCUUAUCUAGGUACAACUGAAUAUAUGCCAGAUAAUCCCCAAGAGAUUAGUAAACAGACUAAAAAGGGUAAUGAAACCGUUCUUUUAUUUCAUGAUUCUCGCUGUGCCCUAAAGUUCCUUCAGUAUCUCAAAACCAGCCAUCCUCGAGCGGGUGCUAAACUCUGCUGGGAUAACGAUCUCCGAAAGAGAAGGAAUCUUCUUCUUGAAGCUGAAGAGGUAGUUAAAAAUGCCCCUCCCGGCUUUACUAAGCCCUCCCCAGAAGAGCCCAGUAAAAGAUCCUUCCCCGGUCAUGAUCGCGAGCCCGAAACCCGAAAGCGAGCCAAAUCAACCUCUAAUUGGAUGCUGGCCCUCUUCGACAAAUACAUAAUAGACAAUGCCGCCAAAGUUGCCGAAAACAUCCAAUGGUAA